This is a messenger RNA of Pyrus x bretschneideri (Chinese white pear), 508 nucleotides long. RefSeq names its product NADH dehydrogenase [ubiquinone] 1 alpha subcomplex subunit 1. The coding region runs from base 107 to 307 and encodes 66 amino acids. The transcript has 3 exons. The record is from RefSeq and is a predicted model, not a curated record. NCBI's taxonomy places the organism in Eukaryota, Viridiplantae, Streptophyta, Magnoliopsida, Rosales, Rosaceae.
CCCGUCUCUCGCACAUCGUCUAUCGUCUCUGUUACACAGGCUGUGGAGGUAAAGCUGCGGAGAGAGAGAGAGCAAUAGAAGAACAACAGCUGAAAGCGGAGGAACGAUGUCACUGGUAUGGAUGGAAGCGCUACUUCCUCUCGGAAUCAUAGCCGGAAUGCUAUGCGUCAUGGGAAAUGCUCAGUAUUAUAUCCACAAAGCCGCCCAUGGCCGGCCUAAGCACAUUGGGAACGACAUGUGGGACGUCGCGAUGGAGAGAAGGGACAAGAAGCUCGUCGAGCAGGCGUUUGCCCAUAUCCAGAAUUAGAUUACCUCUUGAGGAACCUUUGUGACUGGCGAAGCAAUAAAGUCGUCGUCCCAUUCAGAAGGAGCCGAGAGCAACUCUAAUCACCAAUCUUUUCAUUGUAUGUGAAUUUGCAUAAGCUAUCAUAAUGAUAAUGGGAACAUUUACAUACUCCAUUGAUUUUAUUUGUAAUGUUAACCUUCGGAUAUGAGUUUGUUCGUUUGA